This is a messenger RNA of Candidula unifasciata, 1455 nucleotides long. The record is from the annotation of a GenBank genome assembly. NCBI's taxonomy places the organism in Eukaryota, Metazoa, Mollusca, Gastropoda, Stylommatophora, Geomitridae.
AUGACGACAGUAAUCACAACAGGUCUGGCCUUUCUCCUUACUGUCUCUUUGACCAUGGGCGACUGUCCGUAUCAGGAGUGUGUAUGCAGAAAUAAGGACAUCAAGUGUCAGAAUCAGGGCCUGGACAAGAUGCCACCGCUAAUAGCCGGCUCUGUAAACACGUACCAAGUACUGAUGAUUCAGAACAACAGAAUCACCAGCAUCCCUGAUAAAUCCAUCCCAUCCGGUUUGACAGAGAUCGACUUUGGCAACAACCCCAUUUCUGACAUUGCCCCAAGUGCCUUCAACAACUCAGGGUCGACUUUGGAAACUCUGUCAUUCACAAACACACGUCUGACUCAGAUCCCAGAUGCCUUUCUAAGUCUAACAAAGCUAACCAGUUUGACAAUAAAGAAUUCGCCUCUCCAGAACUGGAAUCUUGAUGUCCUAAAGCAUAUCGGUGCAUCUCUUCGUGAACUCACUUUAAACAAUGUUGGUCUAAGAUCUUGGCCAGCCUGGAUUGCAAAUUUUCCAUCCCUCACUGAUUUAAGUUUAUCGAACAGCCAGUUGACUCCAAUUCCCGACACAGCUUUUAACAUGCUCACAAGCAGUUUAAAAAGACUCACAAUUGUGUCUGCUAAUUUAACAAGCAUACCCCGGGCUCUGACAGUUCUCUCGAAUUUGGUAUCUUUGGAUCUGAGCAACAACAGUAUCACAGAGGUUGAGAACCUGCCCUCGCAGUCGAAGCUGGAGUCACUGUCCCUUGGAUUCAACAACGUUUCUGAUGGUCCCAAACUGGUAAAUGAAUUAUCUCCCCAUGCUGCCUCACUGACCUACUUAUACCUUCACUUCAACCAGCUGUUAGUUAUUCCACAGCUGGACCACAUGACAUCCUUACUAAUUAUCCAUUUAGACAACAACAAAAUAAGUGAUCCUGCAUCCGGCCUGCUUCCCUCCAAGGUAAUAAACUUGCAGCUAAGUGCCAACAACUUCCAGGCGAUCCCAAAUGUGGUCAGACAACUUAACAAAUUGACCAGCUUAUUUAUAAGUGAUAACUCCAUACAAGAAAUCCGACUGAUUGACCUCCCAGUGCAGUUGUCUCACCUGGACAUCCAGAAUAAUGCAGUCAAGACACUCCAAGACAACACCUUCCCUGCUAACUCCUCACUCAGGACCUUGUACCUCAGCAGAAACCCACUAGCAAGCAUCUCAAAUUCAGCUUUUAAAAACCUUUCAGGAUUAGACACUCUAACACUGGGCAACACUAAUCUGACCAGAGUCCCCACAGCUUUGUCUGAUCUAGCUAGUCUCAACACACUGGAUCUGAGUCAGAACCCUCGUCUCAUCUGUACGUGCCAGGAAGCCGGAUUAGUCGCGUGGUUCCAGGCACGGCCAAACCUGAAUGUCCUUGGCACAUGUGGUGACGACAGUGUACACGAUUUCUUUACCAACUUAGCUACCCAGUGCAGGAGAUAA